Petromyzon marinus (sea lamprey) is the source of this 3233-nucleotide messenger RNA. RefSeq names its product hypoxia inducible factor 1 subunit alpha inhibitor (gene HIF1AN). Gene Ontology annotation, molecular function: peptidyl-histidine dioxygenase activity; ankyrin repeat binding; [protein]-asparagine 3-dioxygenase activity. Gene Ontology annotation, biological process: negative regulation of Notch signaling pathway. Gene Ontology annotation, cellular component: cytoplasm; nucleus. The record is from RefSeq and is a predicted model, not a curated record. Lineage: Eukaryota; Metazoa; Chordata; Hyperoartia; Petromyzontiformes; Petromyzontidae.
GGGGGGGGCGCGUCCUCGCGUUCGAACCCCGCAGUGGCGCGCGCCUCUCCCGCUUCCGGCCAAAACAAGGCGGGAGCUCGGGCACGACGAUGGCCGCUGGGGGCACGGGGCCCGCGGGCCGCGCCUCGCGGGGCCCCGCCUGGAGCGACGCGCAGCUCCGCGUCUACCCCUUCCCCACGGAGAGAAUCCCCAGCUUCCCGCACGACGACGUGCGCGCCGAGGCGCUCAUCGAUAACGAGGAGCCAGUGGUGCUGACAGGCACGGGCCUGGUGACCUCGGCACUCAAGUGGGACCUCCCGUACCUGUGCGAUCACCUGGGAACGGGCGACUUCUCGGUGUACGCCUCGCCUACGCACCGCUUCCUCUACUACGACGACAAAAAGCUGGGAAACUUUCCCACCUUUGUGCCACCAGCAACGCGGCAGAACCUGAAGUUCCCCGAAUUCCUCCAGACACUGGAGGCGGUCCGAGCGAGCGGUGGCAGGGACAGGUUGUACCUGCAGCAGACGCUAAACGACACGGUCGGAAAGAAGAUCGUGGUGGACUUCCUGAAUUUCAACUGGAACUGGAUCAACCGUCAGCAGGCCAAGAGGAACUGGGGCCCACUCACCUCAAACCUCCUCCUCAUCGGCAUGGAGGGGAACGUGACACCGUGCCACUACGACGAGCAGCAGAACUUCUUUGCGCAGGUCAAGGGCUACAAGCGCUGCAUUCUCUUCCCGCCUGAACAGUUUGACUGCCUCUACCCGUAUCCCAUUCACCACCCGUGUGACCGGCAGAGCCAGGUCGACUUUGAAAACCCAGACUACGAGCGGUUCCCGAACUUCCGCAAGGCAAUUGGAUACGAAACGGUGGUCGGCCCGGGAGAUGUUCUGUACAUUCCCAUGUACUGGUGGCAUCACAUUGAGUCUCUGCUGGAUGGAGGCAUCACCAUAUCUGUCAACUUCUGGUACAAGGCUGCUCCCGCCCCAAAGAAGAUCGACUACCCUCUGAAGGCCUUCCAAAAAGUGGCCAUCACACGGAACAUCGAGAAGAUGUUGGGAGAGGCCCUCGGAGACCCCCACGAGGUUGGCCCACUUCUGAAUAUGAUGGUGCGAGGGAGAUACGACAGCAGUCAAUGAGGACAUCAGUAUCUGUUAGAUAUAAUUCAGCACCUGAAAUCCCUGGCAACUAUCACACUAACUCCUUAAAUUUGUACACGAACCCGUUGUUGGCAAAUCGACUGUAGCCAACAUUACUGGUAUAUUUACUCAAGCUGGCUUUCGAUAAUUUGUUUUUGCAUAUUAAUAAUUGCACCCCAUGUGCAGUUUAUGAAAAAAAAGGCCUCAUUAUUCUUGCUAAGUGGACUCGUAAGUUUUUAUCUGCUGUUGUAUUCCGUGAUACUCUGUGAAAAUGGUCAUGGUUUUCUUUUAAGAGCGAUAGUUUUACAGAAAUAUAAUGUGGCGGAAGCUUUCGAAAGCUGUCCAGCUGUAGCACACGAAGGCAGCGUAUUUUGAGUGUAAAAUGAACACCUUUUCGAAUCUUGUGAGAAAUGUUCACACGCCUUACAGGUCAGGCAGUUACAAACAUCACGACCUCCAGUCUAUACUGCCAUCUCGUGGUGGCGCUGUUGUACUGUUACUGCCAAAUGGCGAUUUAGAUUGAAACGUUAAAAUUUUUUAAUGAAGGGUUUAUUUUGUUUCCUCAAUUAUUGGUAUUUUAGUUGUUAACGUAAUUUAAAUCUGCAUAUUUUUUAAAACUAAGGCCAAACCCAAACUUGUCAGACUCUUUACCUUGAGUCUCUCUUCACUCCUUGCCGGUCAUUUGGCAUCCAUGUCGCGACGAUCCUUCAAAUUCCCUUUCGGCCACCGUCCAGUCACUCGUGCAAUCCACAGAUCUCUCACAACUCAUCUCGACUCACACCCGUGCCCAUUCAACAUCUCCAAUAUCACGUGCACUGCUCUCGCUGCUGUUUCUCACCUGUCGAUUUUAGCAACCAAUUACCUCUUCAAUGUAUGUCUACUUUUGCUUCCCUGCACCACAUCAAUUCAGGUAACGAAUCUCCUUCCACCCCACCAGACGUCUUUUUUUGUUUGCUCUGCUCGCACAGCUUCAUGAACCUCAAAUAUCCGUCGAGAUCACUGUAAUUAUCUUGCCCCCUUUUUGAAGACUCCGUUUUUGUUUGCCAUGACAAACAUUACGAUGCUGCGGUUGUAAGUGCUAUAAAAUAUCAAGUUAUUUUGUAAAAAAAAAUCCUUUGCAACUGCAAAAAAAUUGCCCUGCGGUGGCAGCCUCUCAGCACUCUCCGACUUGCUUUCAUGAGGCGCUAAGAGCCGUUGAGAUGCGCAGUGUGUCUUCACGAGCGUGCCACGAGGCUUCCUCCAGCACUGACAAUUCUUGCCUUGCAGCUUCUCAGGCUGACUUUUGAUCAGGGGGAGGGAGGUAAACUGAAAAAAAACUCCCUAACUUUCGGAUAGUUAUUGUUUCCCUUCUACGUGACUUUACCGAAAGAACCAAGAAUAUGAAUCCCUGCAGUCACGAAAGCUUUAAAUCAAAGUUUCGGAUAGUUGUUUUACAAACUGUAAUGACAAAAAUAGGGCUCGUUUUUAAAGGUCUUGCCUUCAGUGUAAUUGUUCAUAAUGAGGGCCGUGGGUGAUUGUUACAGUGAGUGCUGUUUGCUCAGACCACUAACCAUGACACAAUUUAGUUUAUCAUUUGAAUGUAAUUUUUGAAUGCCAAAAUAGUGUCCUUUAACCAUAAGCAUGAUGGGAAAAAAAAUCUACAUAUCUUUUUAAUUUAUGUUUUGCCAGGUGCUUGAAACUAUCCCGUGUACACGGUCAUGCAAAAGCCUGAUUUUUGCAUAGUAAAAACACCAAAAACAGUUACAUCGUGGAAUAUUUACAAACAGCAACAUUAUUUCAAAUGGGUCUGAAGAUUUGAAAAGUUUACUCUGGGGUGUUUGUGCUCCCAUUUUGUGGCUAGGAGUAGCAGUGCUGCCAUAAACUGUUUGCCAUGACGCAAAUCCUAUGAAUACUUGCAUUUUGUAAAUGUUGUUCAUUUUUAGUAGCAUUGCGAUAUCAAUUUGAUUUUGAACUUUCUAAAGCUGGAAGCCACAACUCAAGUACAUUGAAUGUUCGAGUGAAUGGCGCCAGUUAAAACGUACGAAUGGAUUUUUCACUUCUGUUCGAUUGGGCAAGUGAUUUAAUGCCCUUUUUGCAAAUCAUUAAUAAAAAAUUGCCUGUGGUUAAACAUGA